UUGAGGAGCUCUUGAAGAAAUCCUGCUGAAACUAUGGACGCUGAUGAUGACUUGGAUCUGCUGGCUUCUCUUCUGGAAGAAAAUGAAGCAACUGAGGAGGGGAAUUCUCCUGAGGAGGAAGAUGCUCCAGAGGAUGAAGAUGGAGAACCAGAUGAGUACGAUGAGCUCUUUGAUGCAGAAGAUGAUGCGUCCUACACUGAGGAGGCUGAUGCUGAGGACAGCACUAUUGAUGAGCAGAAGGAGAACUUGGCUACCCUGUUUGGAGAUGUAGAGGACCUGGUGGAAGAGGAGGAGGCAGAGAAAGCUGUCCCCACUUCAGCUCCCAGUCAAGCCAAGGAGAAAACCAAUGAAGAACUGCAAGCUGAGCUGAGAAAAUUACAAGAACAGAUGAAGACGUUACAGGAGCAGUUGCAGAAGACUGCACUUGGGCAAGAAUCCAGUUCAGGCCCUGAGAAGAAAACCCCUGGUAAAUCUCCCUGUCCACCCUUAAAGGAAAGGAAAGUUCAGAAGCUGCAAGAGUCACCAUGCUUCUCAGCCCAGCUGGGCAAUCCUUUACCACCAGCCAAGCAAGGAAGGCAGAAAUCAAAAGCAUCCUCAGCAGAGAACAAGAUUCCUCCUCCACGGCAAGUCCUCAGUCUGGCGUUCCAGCCUCUCAAGUCUGCCGCAGGGAACACCCCCAGUAAGGUGACCAGGGAGAAGACUCCUCAUGUGCCUGCAUGCUCCAGCACAGCCACACAGCCAGUGUCUGUGGAAACCUUCUCAGGACUGAGACUAAGAAAACCCCGGGUGUCUUCAGCUGAAAUGGACAGGAAAAUGGCUAACAGGAAGCUCAUCCGACUGUCUCAGCUGAAGAACAAACUUGCUACUGAAAAUCUGGAGGAAAUAGACUGGGUAACGUUUGGAGUCAUAGUGAAGAAGGUCACUCCUCAGAGUGCAAAUAAUGGCAGGACCUUCAGCAUCUGGCGGCUGAACGACCUGCGGAACCUCAACGAGUGCGUCUCGCUCUUCCUCUUCGGUGAAGUCCACAAGGAGCACUGGAAGACUGACCAAGGCACAGUCAUUGGCCUGCUCAAUGCCAACCCCAUGAAACCUAAAGAAGGCUCAGACGAGGUGUGUUUGUCCAUUGACCAUCCCCAGAAGAUCCUCCUCAUGGGAGAAGCUCUGGAUUUGGGCACCUGCAAAGCCAGGAAGAAGAAUGGUGAUCCUUGUGCACAGAUUGUGAACCUGAAUGACUGUGAAUACUGUCAGUACCACAUCCAGUCCCAGUACAAGAAGCUCAGCUCGAAGCGAGCAGAUCUGCAGUCCACCUUCUCUGGGGGCCGCAUUCCCAGAAAAGCUGCUCGGAAAAAUCCCACUUUGAAGGAGAGGCUGUGUCAGGAUGGCUUUUACUAUGGAGGAGUCUCUUCAGCAGCAUAUGCAGCUUCAGUUGCUGCAGCUGCUGUGCCAAAAAGGAAGAUUCAAACCACUCUCUCCAACCUGGUCGUGAAAGGAUCUGAUGCAAUUGUCCAGGAAACCAGGCAGAAAAUUGGUGCAGCAAAGAGACCCAUGCAGUGUUCUGAAGAAUUCAGGGAACUGCUGGCACAGCCAACUUUUGGAGCACGAAACCUCUGCAAACACUGGACCAAAACAGAUGCUGAAAAGAAGCAAGGGGCAGAUUUCCAGUCUAUCUCUGCUUCAGCCCUGAUCAAGCAACAGAAACAGAAAUUGCUGGAGGCCAGAAGAAAGCGAUCUGAAGAGAUUCAGAGGCGGUUUCUCCAGAACACAGGUAAAGCCAGCAUUCCUGCUCUCCCAUCCUCCUCCAGACAGACCUCCCUCCAUUCCCCAGUGCCCGGGGCAGAGUUUCCCAAAGCUGCAAAAAUGUCAACUCCUCAAAGGCCCAGGCUAGGUACAGGCUUCUCAGAAGGAGAAGAUAUCCUCUUCUUUGACAAGUCUCCUCCUCCAAGGCCAAAGCUAGACAGCUUGGCAGAAGCCAAAAAGCUGGCUGCAAUACGGCGGCUGCGAGCAAAGGGCCAGAUCCUUCCCAAAACAGACCCAAACAGCGUCAAGAGGAAACGGACUGAUGCUGAGGAUGUCCUGGAAAUUGUUGAAAGAGUUGAGAAAAAUGUCGCUCAGCCACAAGGUGCAGAAGCAGACAGUGAAAUGGAUGAACUGGAACCUGCCCAAAAGAAACGGCGUGAGCAGCUGGCCUAUCUGGAGUCAGAAGAGUUCCAGAAAAUCCUGAAGGCCAAGUCCAAGCACACAGAUGUCCUAAAAGAGGCUGAGGCUGAACUGCAGGAGAAAUACUUUCAGCCCCUGGUGAAAAAGGAAGAACUGGAAGAGAAGAUGAGGAACAUUAAAGCAGUGAAAUGCCGAGUUGUGACAUGUAAAACAUGUAAUUACACCUAUUUCAAGCCUCUGGAGACUUGUGUGCAGGAUAACCACAACUACCUCUGGCAUGAUGCCAUCAAGAGAUUUUUCAAAUGUCCUUGUGGAAGCAGAGCUAUUUCCCUUGACAGGCUUCCAAAAAAGCCCUGCAGUUACUGUGGCCUCUUCAAGUGGGAGCGAGAUGGGAUGCUAAAGGAGAAAAAAGGUCCGAAGAUUGGUGGAGAAACGCUUUUACCGAGAGGAGAAGAACAACCAAAAUUUCUCAAUAGUCUCAAGUGA
Molecule: messenger RNA, 2643 nt
Organism: Agelaius phoeniceus (red-winged blackbird)
Lineage: Eukaryota; Metazoa; Chordata; Aves; Passeriformes; Icteridae
Source: RefSeq, a predicted model, not a curated record